Molecule: messenger RNA, 1244 nt
Organism: Tigriopus californicus
Lineage: Eukaryota; Metazoa; Arthropoda; Copepoda; Harpacticoida; Harpacticidae
Gene: Lamp1
Exons: 2
Coding region: 94-945 (283 amino acids)
Cellular component (GO): membrane
Source: RefSeq, a predicted model, not a curated record
GGAGUUAUCAUCCUACGCCAACGCCACUCACUCCAUUGUCUUGCCUUUUCCAGGAGGAGUUUCAUUUCGCUUCAAGUUCCGCCCAAGUUAACCAUGAGAUUUCAAGCUCUCCUGGCCCUUUCCUGCUCUGUGGGCGUGGCUCUGGCCUCCCCACCUCAUUCUCUAGCCCCGGAUGUGGGCAACUGGACCGUUGGAGACUGCAUCUUGGCUCAAUUCGCCAUGGAAUUUACCGUGCCCUUCCCGAACUCCUCCAAGUUUUUUGAUAGCCAUGACAAGGCUCCCAAUAGCACCACGUUCAAAUUGGACCUACCCGUGAAUGCGGUGGUGGACAAAUCUCAACGUCAAUGCGGGAACAACACCCAGGUCUUGUCUUUUGAUUGGUCUAGCCCGGCUUUGAACGACUCGGCCGUGAAUUUGUACCGCAAUCUGACGGUGGUUUUUGCCGCCAUGAAUCAGAACGAUUCGGCCGUUCCGGGUUAUGGUGUUCGUCAGAUGUACGGUACGUUUGAGAUGGCCCGAUUCAGUCAAAUGGAUCCCAAGACCAAUGUGACGAUGAAUAUCAGCUCGUACUUGGAUGUGGAUACGGGUUUGUUGGCCAGCGAGCAUUUCAUGUUCAAGGUGCCCGUGGGUCGAUCCUAUUUGUGUUCGGAUAUUGGACAAAUAUCCAUGUAUACGCACCUUCAUUACGAUUUCCCGGAUGAGCCCAAACAAGGCCAGACCUUGAUGAAUACCACCGUGUCGGCUCUUCACGUUCAAGUGGACGCUUUCCGAACCAAAGAAUCGCCCGCCCAAGGAUUCCAGAUUCCUAUGGAUUGCGAUUAUGAGCCCAAUGAUGUGGUCCCGAUUGUGGUCGGAGCCGCUUUGGCCAUUCUGGUGGUGGUGGUUCUCGUGGCUUAUUUGUUGGGCCGUCGUCGCAGCCGUCAACGUGGAUAUCAAAGCGUUUAGAAAAGUGGAGUCUUGAGUGUACAGAUGAUUCUCUAAUGUCAGAUUUGAAUGACCAAACUCGUGUGGGUUCUUAGCCACGCUCACUCAUGUUUGGUCCGCUCUUUUUAAUCUCCCGAAAGGCCCAUACAUUCAGGUAAUUGUUCCUGUUUACCAACCGGAUUGGUUCCUCGGCGAGCUCCGUAGGGCAUAUCCCCGACCAUUUUCCAUAAGUGACUGAUGAACAGAUGGCCUUUUCAGAAAAAAGAUGAAAAACACAAACUCAACCGAUUUUCUCAUUAAAACACCGACCCUAUUCGAAA